UCUAAUGCUCUACUUAUGGCUAAGGAAAUUCAACCAGAGCCAGCAAUGUUCGAUAUGGUGGAGCCACUAAGAGCGACUAGGGACGGAUAUUUAAUGUCCUUCAACCUAGGGACACCGCCUCAAGUCAUACAAGUCUAUAUGGACUCAGGAAGCGACCUUACUUGGGUUCCUUGUGGAAAUGUAUCCUUUGAUUGUAUAGAAUGUGAUCAAUAUUAUAGGAUAAAUAGGUUAACAAGUGCAUUUUCUCCCUUAAAUUCAUCUUCCUCUCUUAGGAUUUCUUGUUCUAGUCCUUUUUGCACCCAAAUCCAUAAUUCUGAUAGCUCAUAUGAUCCAUGUGUUAUGGCUGGAUGCUCAUUGAAUACCCUUCUUAAGGGCACAUGUUCUAGGCCAUGCCCUUCAUUUGCUUACACGUAUGGGGGUGGCGGUGUUGUAACCGGGACAUUAGCCAAGGACUUACUAAGAGUCCAUAGUACCGGCCCUAGUAGUACCACGAAAGACUUUCAACGAUUUCGUUUUGGAUGUAUAAGGCAAGCUUAUAAGGAACCUUUAGGAAUAGCAGGGUUUGGAAGAGGCUCACUCUCAUUACUAUCACAACUAGGGUAUCUUAAUAAAGGUUUCUCCCAUUGUUUUGUGUCCUUCAAAUUUGCUAGUAAUCCUAAUAUUUCGAGCCCUCUAAUCAUUGGCGACGAGGCUAUCUCUUCCAAGGAGUCAUCCAAAUUUACUCCAUUGUUGACUAACCCUACAUACCCUAACUACUACUACAUUGGCCUAGAAGCCAUUACAAUAAGCAAUAUGAGCAUGAAAGAAGUACCAAUGAAGUUGAGAGAGUUCGAUGCUAAGGGCAACGGAGGGAUGAUGAUUGACUCCGGAACCACAUAUACACAUUUACCCGAACCCUUGUACUCACAACUCCUCCUAGACCUUCAAUCAGCCAUCCAACAUCCUCGAGCCAUUGAGCAAGAAAAACAAACCGGAUUUGACCUUUGUUAUUACAUCCCAUGCCCUAACAACAAUGGAAGUAGUAAUUGCUUGGAGAAUGAUGAUCUCCCUUCAAUUACAUUCCAUUUCUUAGAUAAUGUGAGCUUGUUUGUGCCAAGGGCUAAUAAUUUCUACGCCAUUCGUCCGCCAAGUAACUCUAGUGUGGUGAAAUGCUUGUUAUACCAAGGUAUGAACGACGAAAAUGAUGGUAAUGAUAGUGGUGGUCCGGCUGCUAUUUUUGGAAACUUUCAGCAACAAAAUGUUGAGGUUGUUUAUGACUUGAUGAAUGAGAGAAUUGGGUUUAAUCCAAUGGAUUGUGCUGCUGCCUCUUCAUCACCUCAAGUACUUCGGUCAUAGGGUCUUAAAAAAUAAAAAAAUUACUCUUGCAAGUUACAACACCAAAAAUAAUACAAUAAUACACCCUCCGUCUCAUUUUCAUUUUUCUCAUUUAACCAAAAAGCUUUCACUAAAAACAAUAGCGGUAGACGGAGGGAGUAACCACUAGAUAGUAUACGUACGGAAAUUUCACGUGCAAGAAAAGAUUUUUGGAAAAAUUAUGAUAGGAAGUAUUACUCUCUUAGCUCCGUUCUUGUAUACUUACAACACUUUAUUUCUAUAUGGUAUAAGAUCACUAUUGUUUAAGUGUUUCCCUUCCCAAUAAAUAAUCCCACUUGCAAUUUUAUUUUUCCCUUUCUAGUCACUUUUUAUCAAUAACUCAAAACCAUAACAUAAUUUUAUUUUUCCCUUUCUAAUCACUUUUUAUCUCGUCCAAAUGUUUCCAAGGUUUUUUUCUUAGUCGAUUGACAAUUAAUUUAUACCAAUUGGUUGUUGGUGUAUUGGUGAUUGGGGCUACACUUGAUAGGGAAGAUCGCGUGUUCGAUCCCCCACAACAACAAUUGGGAGGGGAUUGGAACCUAACCACCCAGAACUGAUCCCAAAAUCCGAAUUAGCCCAAA
Molecule: messenger RNA, 1934 nt
Organism: Chenopodium quinoa (quinoa)
Lineage: Eukaryota; Viridiplantae; Streptophyta; Magnoliopsida; Caryophyllales; Amaranthaceae
Product: probable aspartyl protease At4g16563
Exons: 1
Coding region: 16-1335 (439 amino acids)
Cellular component (GO): extracellular region
Source: RefSeq, a predicted model, not a curated record